CAACACAACUAUAUUGUGCUAAAUACUUAAAGAAAAUCUUAAGAAAACAAAAACAAAGAAUAAUUUUUCCAAAGAGAAAAAACUGAAAAAGAAACAAGAAAAAUUAUGAAUAUUGUUAUUGUUUUAAAGGUAACGGUAACACCUUUAGAAAGUGACAACAAUAACUACAACAACAACUGUGAAAUAUUAAACUUUUAAAACCAAAAAUUCGACGACGACAACAACAAAACAAUAAAACCAAAAAUUUGUCUAAAACUAAUGCCAAGAUAAUGUUGAGAACACCUACGCAUAUUGUUGAAAUUGGUACAAAUGUAACAACGACAACAACAACAAAAGCAACACCAUUGAUAUUCCAGGCAGCUGCAGCAGCUACAACAACAGGUACAAAGUACCAGUAUCAUGAACAAUAUACAAACUAUAAUAAAAAAUCAACAGUUAAACAACUACAACAAUCAUUUAUCUAUCAUCAUCAGCAGCAACAACAACAACAGCAAGAAAAGCUGCAACAACAAAAAUAUCAUAUUGAAACAAAAACAGCAACAACCAACGAAUAUCAAUUACCUAGCAAGAAACAGUUACAAGCCGCAAAAACUCUUACCAUCACUAGUAAUACAGCAACAAUUGAUGGUUGCAAUAACACCACCACCACCAACAACAACAGCAACAGUAAAAAACUAAAGAAAAGUAAGAAAUUUUCAACAUCAUCCUCUUCGUCAUCAUCCUCAACUACCUCUUCGCUGUCGUCUUCAGGCUGUUCGGCUUUAUCAACCACUUCUUCAACAGUCAGCAGUGAUUCCUCAACGGUGUCAGCCAAAACCACAAAAACAAAUUCAUCUUCAUCAUCAUCAGCUGCUUCGACAGUCUCAUCGCAAACAACAUUCACAUUUAAAGAACAUUUACUCAGUCGUGGUCUAUUGUCGUCAACACCAUUUUCGUUUAUGAGAACGAAAAAAUCAAAAGCUGCAGCAGCAAUAGCAAAAACAACAGAAAUUAGAAAAACCUCUAAACGUUUGUUGGAUUUGGAAGACAAGACGACAGCAACACGCUUGAGCAACAAUAAUAAAAAUAAACAUAAUUGCAAUAAAACCGGUGCUGCAAUAACAGAAACUAAGUCAACAACAACAGCAACAACUCCAGCAGCACGUACGGGUUAUUUUUCCAAUAUCUUAAAUAGUAGCAGUAGUAACAAUAACAACAACAAUACCAAAAACGUUAUUAAUAAUAACAACCACAAUAAUAAUUAUAUUAAAUCAUUUACCACAACAAACACCAAAAGUAAUAGAUCUAUCACUCCAACACCAUCCACUUUGUCCUCACCUUCAUCUCUAACAUCUCAUACAUCUGCGCCUCCUGUUAUAGCUGCCUGCAGUAUAGUUGCUCCUCCCUCGUUAUUAGUAGCUGUUGCCGUUGCUUCGCCACCCAUUGCCACAACAACAUCAAUGUCACCAACCUCACAAACACCACCGUCAUCACGUACCUCGCUUUUCGAUUCCUGUCAUCGUAAAAUACGUUUAAUUGGCGGUGGUCCGGUUGCAUUUCUGGGCGGUUUAGUUGCAAAAGCUCGUCGUAAAGAACGAGAUGGUGAUCAAAACUCAACAGAUACCAAAUUAUAUUUGGAAGAAAGUGUUUUAGAACGUAAAUUACCUGAAGCUGAUCUCAAAGCUCUAGUUGAUCUACCAGCUGGUUUAGAUUAUAAUGAAUGGCUGGCAUCACAUACUUUGGCUCUUUUUGAACAUGUAAAUUUGGUUUAUGGCACCAUUAGUGAAUUUUGUACCACUUCGGGUUGUCCCGAUAUGACAGGACCGGGCAACAGAACGUACUUAUGGUUUGAUGAGAAAGGUAAAAAGACCCGCGUAGCGGCUCCUCAAUAUAUCGAUUAUGUGAUGACAUUUACCCAAAAAACUGUCAGCGAUGAAUCGAUAUUUCCUACCAAAUAUGCCAACGAAUUUCCCAGUUCGUUUGAAUCGAUUGCCCGUAAAAUUUUACGCUUGCAAUUUCAUGUGAUAGCACAUCUGUAUGCGGCGCAUUUCCGAGAAAUCGCCCUAUUGGGUUUGCAUACGCACCUUAAUUUAACUUUUGCCCAUUUGACCGCUCUGCACAGGCGUUUUAAUUUAAUUGAUGAAAAGGAGACCGAUGUUUUACGUGAUUUAGAAGUGGCUUUAAGAUUAACCGAUGAUACCACCGGCGGUGGAAGCGGUGGCACUGGUAGUGGCAGUUCACAAAAUGAUGCAACAGAAACAAAUUCCUCAUCGUCAGGAGGCGGCAGUGGUGGAGGUGGUGGUGGUGGCGGUGGUAGUGGUGUAGAUUCAAUUAAGGGGAGUUUAAACGAGGAUGUCAAUUCAGUGCAACACAAUAAUCUUAUGGAUUGUAAUACGACGGCACAACCUCCAAUAUGUACACAGCCCGAGGCCAAUCUAAAGUCACAACAGUUUGGUGGCGGUGGUGGACUUAUUGGGGGUAUCUUAGGUGAUUUAAGUAGCGGCGAAUUUGGUGAUACUAUGCAUUAUUGUACUUCGGCAGUUCCUGCUUCCUCUACUACUAACAAUACCUCCUCCAAUCAUACAUCUACUCCCAACACCUGCUCUACGAACAGCACCUGCACGACAGCCGAUCAACAUUCGUCGUCGUCCUCGUCUACAGUAGGGGCCGUUACGGCAAAUGGUAAUAAUGGCGCGGGCGCUUUAAAUUUUCAUCUCAAUAAUAACAAUCACUUAGCACAUCAUCCACACACGCACCAUCCCCAUCAUCAUCACCACCAUCAUCAUCACAACAAUGUGCAUCACCAUCAUAAUCAUCCAUAUGCGCAAAAUACAGGCCUAAUACAGUGCAAUGCUAGUAACGCUCCUACAGCAACAAAUGCUACCACUUCAACAACCACAGCAUAGCUGAUCUAGAUUAAAUAUAUAAAAUUAUUAUUAUUAUUAAUAUUAUUAUUAUUCUUAUAAUUAUUAUUAUUAUUCUUUUUUUCUGUUGUUAUCUCUUUU
Lucilia cuprina (Australian sheep blowfly) is the source of this 2984-nucleotide messenger RNA. RefSeq names its product MOB kinase activator-like 2 (gene Mob2). The transcript is spliced from 4 exons. Gene Ontology annotation, biological process: positive regulation of protein phosphorylation; signal transduction. The record is from RefSeq and is a predicted model, not a curated record. Gene Ontology annotation, cellular component: nucleus; cytoplasm. NCBI's taxonomy places the organism in Eukaryota, Metazoa, Arthropoda, Insecta, Diptera, Calliphoridae. Gene Ontology annotation, molecular function: protein kinase activator activity. The coding region runs from base 270 to 2885 and encodes 871 amino acids.